Molecule: messenger RNA, 1008 nt
Organism: Impatiens glandulifera
Lineage: Eukaryota; Viridiplantae; Streptophyta; Magnoliopsida; Ericales; Balsaminaceae
Exons: 5
Coding region: 1-1008 (335 amino acids)
Source: RefSeq, a predicted model, not a curated record
AUGGAGUUAGCCUCAAAUGGAGAAAUAUCUCAAGAUUGGCAUAAAUACGAAAAAUGUCCAGAAGGAACUGUUCCCAUUAGAAGAAGUACAAGUUCUAUCACUCGCAAACACCCUUCACUAUUGCGUCGUCAUUUCAACAGUAGCUUAGUUCAAAGUCCUAAAGGGAUACACGAGUACGCUUUAGUCCGAAGUAAGGAUAAUCAAUAUUAUGGAGCAACUGCAACACUUAGCGUAUGGAAACCUAAAGUCGAGGUUAAUGAAUUAAGUCUAGCUCAACUAUGGAUUUCUUCAGGAUAUGGUGUAAACUUAAAUACCAUUGAAGUCGGAUGGAUGAGAGAUUAUUACACAACUACAGGUUGUUAUGAUAUUGAUUGCCCUGGAUUUGUUCAAACUAAUUUCAACAUUCAACUUGGUCAUCCCAUUCCUAUUUCCACUGUUGGUGGGCCAACAUGUGCAAUAAGAAUUAUGGUCUACAAGGAUGGUAAGAAUGGAAACUGGUGGCUAGACUAUAAUGGUGUUGACAUAGGAUAUUUUCCAAAGAAUCUCUUCACUUCAUUGAGUGAAUAUGCUCAAAGAGUGGACUUUGGUGGAGAGAUUGUUAAUAAAGAAAAUGAAGGUCACCACACAACUACUCAAAUGGGAAAUGGACUAUAUCCCCAUGAAACUGGAGCAAGUUUUAUAACUGGAAUUAAACUAUAUGGCCGAGACAGAAAACCAGUAAAAGGAAAUAUACUGCAACCAAUUAGAAGAUUGUAUUUUCAAUCUGUAAGGGGGAAGAAUGAAGGGCGAAAUAAUAAUGUUUACCUUUCGUCAACGGGCGGCGGCGGCAAUGAACUAGCGGCAGCGGCGAAGAAGGAACCGGGCGAGGCAAACAGCGGCGAUGAAGGAAGCAGGCCGCGGCCGGCGGAUUGCGGAUCAAGAAGAGGGAAGAAGAAGGGAAGAGAGAACUUACCUGAUGAUCAGAUACUUCUACCGGCGGCGGAUGAUCGGAAGAAAUACGCAGGAUGA